AUGUCCAGAGCUGGAACCAAGGUCACCUUCUAUGAAGACAAGAAUUUCCUAGGCCGUUCCUACGAGUGUGACAGCGACUGCCCCGACUUUCACACCUACUUGAGCCGCUGCAACUCCAUCCGGGUGGAUGGAGGCACCUGGGUGGCCUAUGAGAGGCCAAACUUUUCCGGAAACAUGUACGUUCUGACACACGGGGAGUAUCCUGACUACCACCACUGGAUGGGCCUCAACGACCGCCUCGGCUCCUGCAAAGCCGUCCAGAUACCAAGUGGAGGCCGGGGCCACAUCCAGGUAUUUGAGAAGGGAGAUUUUGGUGGGCGGAUGUUUGAAGCCACCGAAGACUGCCCUUCCGUCAUGGAGGAAUGGCACAUGCGUGAGAUCCAUGCCUGCAGAGUGCUGGAGGGUGUCUGGGUUUUCUACGAGCAUCCCAACUACCGGGGCAGGCAGUACCUGCUGCCCAAGGGCGAGUACCGCAAACCCGUGGAGUGGGGAGCGGCGAGCCCCACCGUCCAGUCCUUCCGCAGCAUCACCGAGUGA
Molecule: messenger RNA, 537 nt
Organism: Eurypyga helias (sunbittern)
Lineage: Eukaryota; Metazoa; Chordata; Aves; Eurypygiformes; Eurypygidae
Gene: CRYGS
Product: crystallin, gamma S
Exons: 3
Coding region: 1-537 (178 amino acids)
Biological process (GO): lens development in camera-type eye; visual perception
Molecular function (GO): structural constituent of eye lens
Source: RefSeq, a predicted model, not a curated record